This is a messenger RNA of Aspergillus ibericus CBS 121593, 2392 nucleotides long. Its product is annotated as SPRY domain-containing protein. Gene Ontology annotation, cellular component: Set1C/COMPASS complex. Gene Ontology annotation, molecular function: transcription cis-regulatory region binding; protein binding. NCBI's taxonomy places the organism in Eukaryota, Fungi, Ascomycota, Eurotiomycetes, Eurotiales, Aspergillaceae. The transcript has a single exon. The record is from RefSeq and is a predicted model, not a curated record. The coding region runs from base 349 to 2205 and encodes 618 amino acids.
CCGUUCCUAACUUCAUAUCUGAUUCUGACUUUGUGAUAUAUUUCCAUAGGCGUUAUCUCCAACCCACGUUUAUCAUUCAUAUUUACUACCAUACCCCGCUCAUCGAUCGUCAAGGGUCUAAGUAAAACUAGUCCCAGCGCUGACCGUUGGACGAAACUCCUGUGAUACAGAUAGGUGCAGGUCGGCUUACGGUGUCGUGGCUGGGGGAGAAUUAUAUGCGCAACAAGCAGCGGAUCCUAUCAGUCUCCCACAACAAGGGGCUUCAUUUCGAAGAACAUCUAAUUUGAUGCUGUGUUCGGAAUUAUCUUCUGUAGCUUUUAUUCUCGGAACAUUGAGACUGCUUUAGCAAUGGCUUCCACGCAGCCGACUGGGUCUUCUGCGCCCUCAUCUAACCUGAAUUCUCCAAUCUUGCCUCCCGGAGGUACCUCUUUUUUCGCCGGUUCUAUACCAGACACUAAUGCAAGGUCCUCUCCUGUGCCGGCUAGUCAUGCCCUGACGCAAGCUGAUGGGCCGAAGUCAAAACGCACGAAACGUGAUAGCCGCAAAAAGCGCGAGGCCAAGGGGCUGGAUCAGGAAAAUAUGCCACCCAAGAAGAGGACGGUUGCUGUCCAGAACGCCGCGCUUCCAAGCUCAGAACUCAGCAUACUACGGCCAUUAUUGCUUGCUGAGCCUCGAGCAUCCGAUCUAUUACCUCCACAGCCUCGUCAGUUGAACUUUGUGAAUCGGAAAGAGUCGGAGGCUAUGGGCCAGAGUUGGGACUUCUUCGAAAUUGUCGACAAACUCACAAAUAAAAAUGGAUUCCGCUAUAGCUAUGCCAUAGCUGACCCGGGCUUCCCCCAUAUCAAGUACCGCCAGACUGACGUUUACCCCUACCACGCUCGUUUUAGCUUUGAAGACUCUCCAGCCGCUAUAUUUUUCAGUAGGGAUGCUCUUGCUGUCACUUCUAAUGAGCCCUGGCACACUGCACGUGCCAACGUCUGCGCUCGUGAAGGAUCCUAUUACUACGAGGCGCGUAUUGUUAGUGGGGUUACGAAUAGCACACUGGCGGCCUCUUCCAAUGGCAAUACGUGCCUGCCUUCUAGAGGCCAUGUACGCCUUGGAUUUGCACGGAGGGAGGCAGACCUCGAUGUCAAUGUUGGCGUUGACUGUUAUGGAUAUGGUAUUCGUGACGUGAAUGGCGAGGUCGUCAAUCGAAUGCGUUGCGAAUAUUUUUUCCCCAAAGGCGAAUCUAUUCGCGAGGGUGAUGUUAUCGGUCUCCUCAUUACCCUCCCGUCAUUGUCGCUCCACAAAAGAGUCGUUGAGGGAACAUAUGACCCGAAUACAGACGGCGAUGCUUCAACACCGAGCUCAGAAGUCUUUUCGGCUCCGAAUAUAGUCCGUGAUCGCAUUCCUUUCCACUACAAGUCUGAUUUUUGCUGGCAACAAUCAAAUGUAUUUUCAACGAAACAGCUGCGCGAUUAUGCGUUCAAUCUCAAAGAGACGCCUACUUUUGGACCGCCAUCCCCUUUUAACGGCGAGGAUGCAUCUUUGCGGACCUUGCCCGGCUCAAAUAUCACGAUAUAUAAGAACGGUGUCAAGAUGGGGACCCCCUUCAAGGAAUUGUAUGCAUUUUUACCCCCGGCUAGCCGGCUUGCCAAUGGCACAAAUAACUUGGGCAUUGGUGAGCGCGAGAAUGCAGAUGACGGGAUGAUCGGUUAUUACCCUGCUGUCAGUUGCUAUGGCGGAGGUGCUGUUGAAUGCCGCUUUGAAGGGCCAUGGUGGGUGGGCCCACCUUCUCAUGCGGAGAAUGGCGAGCCAGUCCGGGGGAUAGGCGAACGCUUCAAUGAGCAAAUUGUUGAGGAUGUUGUUGCUGACAUUGUCGAUGAGGUUGAAGCGAUGUGUGUCUGGGGCGGAGUAGACGGCAACAUUGUCAACAAUGCGGAGCUUGAUGGUUCUGGUACUGGGGCAGUUGGUGGCUCUGAGGUGUUGAAAGGUGGUGUCAGUGCGGCUUAUGAGUCUGCCAUGGCUCCGGUUUCAGAGAUUCAGAGUGCGGCUACUGUUAAUCCUACUGGUAACGAAACAGCGAGUGUCAUGGACCUAGAUCCAGGCCACACCACGUUUGAGGACGCCAUGGGCGCCGAUGCAGCAGGCACACCUGUAGUAGAAGCGCCCCAGGCUGCUAUGCCCGAGGCGGCAACUGGCGAUGUGGAUGUUGAAAUGUCUUGACUGCCGUGCCGUCGAAAUCUCGCUCUAUGUUCGCUUGACAGGGCCCUUGAUCCUUCGCCCUCGAGGGUCAUGCUGCGACAUCUCGUGGUAGUGUAAACAUGACCAGUAGAUAUCCUUUGGCAUGAAAUCCUCCCUACAACUCUACAGAACGUGCCAGUCUUCAUUAUACUUUUUUACAGUCAGGAUC